UACUCUACUCUCUAUAGGUAGGUAUAUUAUACUCGGUUUGGUUCAAACUUCAAAAAUCAAUUGCACUAAAGAAAAGAGGAAAACAUUACGUUUAGCCUUCGUUUAGCUCUACGAUUCUAUUAAAAUAAAGUCCUAGCCGCCCUAGGCCUAGAGCUGCGCUGCGGAAGUGUGGAGUGUCACAGUGUGUCCACAGCGUUUCAGUGUGUCGCUUUUAGUUUCGAAUUUCAAUUCAAUUCAAUCAAUGUUUUGUGAAUAAAGGCUUGUGUAUGAACAUUGAACUGCGUGUUGUACUAUUUUAAUAAAAAAGUGAAAUAAAUUAUGAGAAACAGAAUUGUACACUGAAUAAUAAUGUGUUGUGCUUCUAAUAGUGAGAAAAUGGUAUAUUUUCCUAAAUAAUCAAAUGUUGGGUCGCCAAUCCUAUGAUCAAAUAAUGUCGUGCUCCGUGCUCCAAUCUUAAUAAUAUAUUAGGAGCCAUUUACACAUGGCGAAAAGUCACGUAGGCAUUAAUAUUUUUUUCAAUACGGAAGAUUAAACAGCGUGUUAUUUUCUUUUGUUGUGAAACGUUUAAAUGAACAUAUAACAAACAUGGAUAGCAAAAAUAUACAAAAAAAUGCCAUGCAGAAGAGCGCCGAAUUUACUUUCACUCCACCGCCCUUCGCCCCCAUAUUUGAGCCUACGGUCGAAGAAUUCAUGGAUCCUCUGGGAUACAUCGCGAAAAUUCGUCCUGUGGCGGAAAAGACUGGCAUAUGUAAAAUAAAGCCUCCAUCCUCCUGGCAGCCACCAUUUUCGCUUGAUGUCGAUAAAUUAAAAUUCGUUCCACGAAUUCAAAAAGUAAAUGAGUUGGAAGCCAUAACUCGCCUAAAACUAUUGUUUCUGGAAAAAAUAUUGAAAUUUUGGGAUUUACAAGGCUCACCGCUAAAAAUUCCCAUGAUUGAAAACAAAACACUAGAUUUGUAUUGUUUAAAAUUUUGGGUGGAUGAAGAAGGUGGGUUUGAAAAUUGCAAUAGUCCAAAGAAAUGGCGAAAGAUUGCUGCAAUAAUGGGCUACAGUCAGAGUGCAAUUACAAUGAAUUUUCUUAGGAAUAAUUAUGAAAAGAUUCUUCUUCCAUAUGAAAUAUUUGAAAAGAGCAAAGCAGAUAUUUUAAAAACUGUAAAGAAGGGCGAACCUAAAUCUGAAACUAAAAUUGAAGGUGAAAAUGGGCAAGAAAUGUUUAAAGAGAUAUGCAUAGAAUCUAUAAAAAAGGAGACUGACAAACCACAUUCAAGUAUCAAAAAAAUGAAAACAGGCUCAGACAUAAAACUGGAUCCUGACUCUCCAAAAAUAGAUGCAGAAGAAGUAAAGCGCACUAGGGAGUUGAGAAGACUAGCAUGCUACGGACCUGGCCCAAAAAUGCCAGGCCUCAAUGGUGAGGAGUUUGACAUAACUAAGUCCCGAAAAAGACCUAGAUAUGAUUUGGAUCCUUUAGCAAUAUACAUUUGUGCUAUCUGCCAGAAAGAUGAUAGAGAUCAUCUGCUCUUAAUAUGCAAUGGAUGUUCAGAUACUUACCACACAUUUUGUCUAAAACCUCCAUUGACUAUGGUACCGGACGGUGACUGGCGGUGUCCGUGUUGUAUUGCUGAAGAAGUUCACAAACCAGCUGAAGCCUUUGGAUUUGCCCAGGCUGAAAGGGAAUAUACUUUACAGCAAUUCGGAGAAAUGGCAGAUAAAUUUAAAUCUGACUACUUUGGGAAGUCUGGCCACUUAGUUCCUACAAACGUAGUAGAAAAAGAAUUUUGGAGGAUAAUAUCUUCUGUUGAAGAGGAUGUAACUGUAGAAUAUGGUGCUGAUCUGCAUUCUAUGGACCAUGGCUCAGGAUUUCCUACCAAGUCAUCACUAAAUUUAUUUCCAGGCGAUCAGGAAUAUGUAGAUUCAGGUUGGAAUUUAAAUAACCUUCCUGUAUUAGAGGGUUCUGUUUUAAGAUUUAUAAAUGCAGACAUAUCUGGUAUGACAGUGCCAUGGAUGUAUGUAGGAAUGUGUUUUUCUGCAUUUUGUUGGCACAAUGAAGAUCACUGGAGCUAUUCAAUCAAUUACUUGCAUUGGGGUGAAGCUAAAACUUGGUAUGGAGUGCCAGGUAGUGGAGCUGAGCUCCUAGAGAACGCUAUGAAAGCGGCAGCCCCUGACCUCUUCAAAUCACAGCCUGAUUUGUUGCAUCAACUAGUAACAAUAAUGAAUCCAAACAUAUUGAUGGCAGCAGGAGUGCCAAUAUACCGAAUAGAUCAAAAUGCUGGAGAAUAUGUUGUAACAUUUCCUAGAGCUUAUCAUGCAGGUUUCAAUCAGGGUUACAACUUUGCAGAAGCUGUAAAUUUUGCACCUCCUGAUUGGCUUAAAAUUGGACGUGAUUGCAUACUACAUUACAAAUACUUAAAAAGGUUCUGCGUUUUUUCACAUGAUGAGCUCAUUUGCAAAAUGGCAUUGGAAGGUGAUCGUUUAGAUUUAGAGACAGCUUUAGAAACACAGAAAGAACUGGUUAAUGCUACAGAAGAAGAAGGGCGGCUAAGAUCUUUAAUGUCAGAAAGAGGAUUGAAAAAUGUUCGUCGGACAGCAUUUGAAUUACUAGGUGAUGAUGAACGGCUGUGUGAAGUUUGUAAAACGACAUGCUUUUUGUCCUCUGUCUCAUGCUCAGAAUGUAAGCACAUGGCUUGCUUGCAACAUGCACUCUCUGAACAGUUCUGUUCCUGCUCCUUAGAAAAGAAAACUUUAUUUUAUCGUUACGACAUGGAUGAAUUACAUAUUAUGUUGCAGACAAUUGACUUCAGAGUGAACAGUUUUGACAAAUGGAUGACUGACACUAAAAAUAUUCUGUUGCCGACCGCACCUGACAUUGGUAGACUUCAAAAAUUCAAAGUUUUGGUUGACGAAGCAGAAGAGCUUAAAAUACCCAAGUGUUCUCUUCUGACACAGCUGAAGGAUGAAUACUCAAUAGCAUCUAGAAAUGCUGAAACAAUUGUAAUAGAACUAGACGACGACUGAAAUAAUGCUUAUUUCAAUUGACUGAGCAUUAGUACAAAGUAUGAAAUUGAUUUAUUUUAAUAUGAAUGUAUGUGAGUGAAAGCGCUUGGUUAUAAAUAAAUAAUACAGUAAUUCUUAUGUCAUCACAAUUUAUGGCAGCUUUAUUAAAGUAAUCAACUAUUUCUGAUUAGCAUCAACAUUUAAUUAUAUGUAUAUAUUGGAGAUAUAUAACAAUUUUUUAUUGUAUAUUAUGAUGUUCUGAAUUUGUAAUAUUUUCAUCUAAAAAUGAAUGUGGUUAUAUAUUUUAAUAUCAACAUCUUACAGAACAUAUCCCACCGUUUGUUCUAUAUUUGUAGUUAAAAGCAUGAAGCGAUUAGGUUUAUUUUAAUAUUCAAUUUUUUAAAUAUGUAAAAAUUUCAACAUUUUACUUGUUUUUAAAUUUGAUCUCAAAAACUACCACUGUUAGAAAACAGUGCUAUAACAUGUUAGUCUUGUCAGACCUCUCUGAUUUUUAUGUUUUAGACACAUUCUUGUUGCCUUGCCUGUUGCGUUGAGUUAAAUUUCAAUGUAAAAGGGCCUUAAGAUGUGUGGUAGUCAAAAUAAUUUGAAGAUAAAUUUUAUAUAAAAUGUACCAUAGGAAACUGUUUAUACAAUAUAUUAAAACAAUCUAUAUAACAUUGCAGAGCUUCAAAUAUAACAGUUAGUAGGAACUCUAUGAGUAUAAACAAAGUUGGAACUGCAAUUAUUGUAUGUAUGUUGCCUCAUUUUAAGGAAUGCACUUCUUUAUUCUAGUUUUGAUAUACAACAUGGAUUUCUUAAUAUCAAAAGUUAAUAGGCAAUUUGUAGGCAAGUGUAUUCAAUGGUAGGGCUACAUCUUUGCUUUGCUCAAAAUUGGGAUUGCUGCUAAGCACUAGCCUUGAGUAGAUAUAUGUAAAAUUUCCAACUUAUAGAAAGUUAAAGCAUUUCCAACUUUGUUUAAUAAAACUGAUUUAUUUGCUAUCAUUAAUGAAAGUUUUAUAUUAGGUAUAUGUCAUUGAUAAUUAUAUUGCAAAGCACAUAACCAUAAGUUAGUGCACUGGUCAUAUGAAAAGUAUUAGUGAGUGUCGGUAAGAAUACCUAGAUUAUAUACUUGGGCCGCAAAAAUGUCUUUUUUGUUAUAUUGUUUCAUAAUUUUUUUAUAAAAUGGUUGUUUAGCAAACCUUUAGUUGGAAAAUUGUUAUAAUGCUCUUGGCCGAAGGUCCGGCAAUAAUAGUUACCCUCAUCGGUUAUUUUUUAGUGAUAAGAAAUAAAUUACAUAUAACUAGCGAACCCCCGUGACUUCGUCCGCGUGGAUAUCAAUGUAAACUUUCAAUCCCUAUUUCACCACUUUAAGGGUUGAAUUUUAAAAGUUUUUGAAUCACAUUAUAUUUCGUAUUUUUUCAUGAUUUAUGAACAAAUUUUAAAAACUGUAACUAAAAAUGAAGGACUUUCCAUACAAACUUUCAACCCCUAUUUCACCCACUUCUCAUUUUAUUUUCGCAAUAAAAAGUAUCCUAUAAUCUUACGUAUUAUGGUCUUAAACCGUGCCAAGUUUCAUUUGAAUUAAUUUAGUAGUUUCAGGGUGACGCCCGAAUAACAAAAAACACGGACAGACAGACAAAAAUCGAAAAAAUAUAUUUUUAGCUUCAGUAUUAAUUGUUGAUUUUAUAAUGCUCCCCAACAAAAAUUUUCAAAAUAUCUUCAAUGUAGAUAAUUGGAUCUGCUACAGUUUUAUUAUAAGUAUAGAUAUUCAGUGACACAUUGCAAAAAGGGUGCCUAGGUAAUUGCAGCCAGAGACUUGGUAUUUGGUAUGGUUUUUCAAACCAAAUUUAGCAAACAAUGAUUUAAAUACAGUUAAAUUAAGCAUAAAAUAAGCUUUUUGGUUGUUGGUAGUUGGGUAUAUUCCUUUAACUAGUAUACGAUUUUUUUUAAUUACUCAUGAGGGAAUUAAAUCAAUUUAAUGAUUUGAUUUUUUGGAGGCAAUUUUACUAGGCAACCUAUUUGAAUAUUUUUUGUCAUUUCAUUCAUUUAUUUCUUAUCCCAAAUAAAUUUUAGAUGAGGCUAUAUAUUUCUUAUGCCAGAUUUUAUAUAAUCAGCAACUAUAUUAGGUAUAAUAUUUUUUUCUUGCCCAACUACAUGUUCAAUUUUUUUUAAUAUAUCAACUAUAACAAUACUAAAUAUGUAAGUCUGAUGUGUUUUAAUUGUGACCAUUAAUUAUUAAUUAUUAUUAUUGGUGGACAAUUUUUAGGUGAAAAAUAUAUUUAGUUAUAUUUUUUACUAUAAGACAAGUUAUAACUCAAUAAGACAUUUGGAUGUAAGUUAGUAAUGUAAUUUUUGAUGAAGGACUAAAGUUUAUUAGUCACUUGUGGCUACAUCACAAGGAGGCUUUAUGAUGUUAGUUGAUUGUGGAUAUAUUACUUUAGAAUCUUAGCCAGUAUUCCUAUUUAUUGUGAUUUGAAAAAAAAAUACCAUAACUUCUGUAUUGCUGAACUAUGUAAUAUACUUGAAAGUUUUAUAAAAGAAAACAGUUGAAAAUAAACCAUUACAUCAACAUUUACAACAUUAUGAGGAUGGGAGAGCACAAUAAUUUAUUCUGGAUUACUUCCUUAGGUAGAUUUCUUAUUGACAGUCCAUGUUUAAAUUAAGUAAUGGUAUUAUAUAGAAAUUAGUCACACUCAGGAUCUAAGUAUAACUAUAAAUGUCAGACAGUGUAAUAGCCUGACCUAAUUUACAUGUAUAUACCUACUUAUGCCAUUAUUUGACUGACUCCUUAUUAUUUAGAUAUCAUGUUAGUAUAGUUGUUUUAAAAAUAAUUGACCGUUUUUAUUUUAAAUGCGUGUCAUACGUAUAUAAGUACGUUACGUAUACGUACGAAAAAAAAUGUUAAACUCAUGUGAUUUUAUUAUCCAUCGUUUUACCAGAUUAGACCCGUACUUAGAGUUCAUAUGACGCGGCGUAAACCAAAAAUCAUUACUUCAAUCAAUUUAUCAGUGAAUUUAUAGGUAGGUAUUUUAAGUUUCGAAUUCACCAAAUUUUGUAUUUUAGCAUUGACAAUAGAUAUUUUCAGGUUUCAUGUAAAAAUUGGUAUAUUCAAAUUAAAAAAAUAUACAAAGUUAACAACAUUUAAGUGAAAUAGGUAAUUAAGCACUCUUAGGCAUUUAAUUAGACGUACGAGUAAAUGUAGCAGUUUUGUGUUUGUUGAUAUGAAUGAUGAAAAUGUACCUAAAUGAUAUGAACUUUUUUGUGUGAAAUUCAUGAAAUGAUUACAAUUAAAAUACUUAAUAAUAAAAAUUUAGAUUGAA
Messenger RNA from Bicyclus anynana (squinting bush brown), 6308 nucleotides. RefSeq names its product lysine-specific demethylase lid-like. Bases 586 to 3009 code for a protein of 807 amino acids. Gene Ontology annotation, cellular component: nucleus. Gene Ontology annotation, biological process: chromatin remodeling. The transcript has a single exon. Gene Ontology annotation, molecular function: histone demethylase activity; DNA binding. Lineage: Eukaryota; Metazoa; Arthropoda; Insecta; Lepidoptera; Nymphalidae. The record is from RefSeq and is a predicted model, not a curated record.